Molecule: messenger RNA, 1751 nt
Organism: Saccostrea echinata
Lineage: Eukaryota; Metazoa; Mollusca; Bivalvia; Ostreida; Ostreidae
Product: suppressor of tumorigenicity 14 protein-like
Exons: 9
Coding region: 1-1740 (579 amino acids)
Biological process (GO): proteolysis
Molecular function (GO): serine-type endopeptidase activity
Source: RefSeq, a predicted model, not a curated record
AUGAAGCGAUGGUGCGACAGCUUUGACAUGAUGCUGAUGGCUCAAUGCUAUGAUGACGAUGAAGCGAUGUUCACCAUUGCUUCAUCGUGCUAUUUCACGAUCGUCAUCGCACCGAACCAUCAUCAUCAUCGCUUCAUCGUCAUCGCAUUAUCGCGCCAUCGACCCAUUAGUCGAUGCUCGAUGAAUGUAGACAGUAGGGGAGCCGUGUCGGUAGUUAUGGCGAACUUUGUGGUGAUUUCAGUGCUUUUCUUUGUGGCUUUUUCUGAAGCAGCAAGAAUAAAAAGACAGAUAGCAUCACAAACAUUAGAUAACAGAGGAGGAGAAGGACCUGGCCUCUGGUCCAUUGAGGCAACCUUCUACGGCAAUCCUACUGACCUUUUCCGAGAACCCAAUGCAAAUCCGACUGGGCCAAACUCAUAUGAUAAUCGUGGAGGUGAAGGGCCAGGACUUUGGUCUCGAGAACCCAAUUCAAAUCCAACAGGACCGAAUUCCUAUGAUAAUCGUGGAGGUGAAGGGCCAGGACUUUGGUCCCGAGAACCCAAUUCAAAUCCAACAGGACCAAAUUCCUAUGAUAAUCGUGGAGGUGAAGGGCCAGGACUUUGGUCUCGAGAACCCAAUGCAAAUCCAACAGGACCAAAUUCCUAUGAUAAUCGUGGAGGUGAGGGGCCAGGACUUUGGUCUCGAGAACCCAAUUCAAAUCCAACAGGACCGAAUUCCUAUGAUAAUCGUGGAGGUGAAGGGCCAGGUCUUUGGUCUCGAGAACCCAAUUCAAAUCCAACAGGACCGAAUUCCUAUGAUAAUCGUGGAGGUGAAGGGCCAGGACUUUGGUCUCGAGAACCCAAUGCAAAUCCAACAAGCUAUUCAGGAAGGACAUGCGAGUCGUUGGAUGGUUCCUGUGUAGCCAAUGAAAAUGAGUGUGCCAACGAAAUAGAACCAGGCUUGGGUUGUGGUGGAUCUGGAAUGUGUUGUCUCCCUUCUGUCUUACCUGAACAUAUAGGAGGACUUGAAGGCUUGACCGGGCCUAUUCCUGGCACAAUGAUAGUUGGCGGUACAGAGGCCGCGCGGAACCGCUGGCCUUGGCAAGUGUCCCUCCAAACUAACGAGGGGUUUCAUUUCUGUGGAGGCAGUCUGAUUAAUGAGCAGUGGGUUGUUACUGCUGCCCACUGUCUGGACGGAAGAUCUGCUGAUCGUGUUGUAUUAGGGGACCACGAUCUAACAACUAGGCAAGGAACAGAAGUCAUCCGGGGGGUUUCACAAGUUAUACGGCAUCCUAACUUUGUGAACAGGGACCCAUAUCCAAACGAUAUAGCCCUGAUAAAGCUAGCUACACCUGUGUCGUACUCUGCUGCAGUACAACCAAUUUAUAUGCCGAAUGAAGGAGCCAGUUUUCAAAACAGUGAAUGUUGGAUCACAGGUUGGGGAAUAACCAAAAAUACAGGUGACCAGACGAAACUCAAUGAAUUGAGGACCAAUGUAAUAGAUCAACAAUCUUGCGCAAGACAAUGGCAGCCUACUUCGAUCCUGAACACCCAUAUAUGUAUCGGUGAUGGCGAGACCGGCUCUUGUAGUGGUGAUUCUGGAGGACCUCUGUCUUGUAUGAAAGAUGGGAAAUGGAUGCUGGCAGGAGUGACGUCAUUUGGAGUCACGGGGUGCGAGACGAGUGGAUACCCGGAUGUUUAUACACGAACUUCUGUGUACAGACCUUGGAUUGAGUACAUAAUUAGAACAAGUGGAAGAUAAUGCAGCUAUAU